GCUUCUGAAUUGAAAAUAUAUUUCCCUAAUUCAAUUUACUUUAUUAUAUCAAAAUAACAUUACAUUAACAUUAUGGGAAAAGAAAAAUCGAAAAAACGCCGGCGUUCCUCGUCCUCAAGUUCAACCAGUUCUGAUUCAAGUCGCGAAAAGAAAAAACUACGUAAAUUAAAAAAGAAAUUAAAGAAAGAGCAAAAGAAAACGGAAAGAAUUCUAAAAAAGAAGCUUAAAGAAGAAAAAAAGAAACUUAAAAAAAAGAAGCAGGAAGAUAGAGGUCAAAGUAUCGAAAGUGAACACAAAAUAGAAGAAUCAUCAGCUGAUAUUCCUUUGGAACUAAUGGAAAGGUCUAAAGCUAUGGCUCCUAUGACUAAAGAAGAAUGGGAAAAACGACAGAGCAUAGUCAGAAGAGUGCAAGAUGAAGAAACGGGCAGAUACAGGUUAAUAAAAGGUGAUGGUGAAGUGUUAGAGGAAAUUGUCUCAAGGGACAGACAUAAGCAGAUCAACAGGCAAGCCACAAUGGCUGACGGAGAUUUCUUUCAGUCUCAGACUGUUGAAAAACAAAGGAUCAAAUAAUCCUUGCUCAUGUAAUAGGAAAUCUUAAUACUAUAUUGAAUCAUUUUGUUAAAAGAUUCUUUUAGCUAAUUUGAACAGCUUUCAUUUGUUAUGAGGUAAGUACAGGGGUAAUAAAAGUAUAUUAGUUUGAAAAUGUAAAUAACAGAGGAUAUUUAAAUAUUGCCUAAUGAUUGUCUUCUACAGAUAUAAUGAAUAUUCUAUAUUUUGUAUCUGUAAAGAUGUCUUAUACAGUACACAUUUUAUUGAUAGUUUGCACAAGUUAUGGAAACUUUUUUCUUUUAUAUAUAGGAAAUUUUAAAUGUUUGUGUCACAUGCACUGGGGUUUAAUGUA
Vanessa atalanta (red admiral) is the source of this 901-nucleotide messenger RNA. Its product is annotated as ADP-ribosylation factor-like protein 6-interacting protein 4. NCBI's taxonomy places the organism in Eukaryota, Metazoa, Arthropoda, Insecta, Lepidoptera, Nymphalidae. The record is from RefSeq and is a predicted model, not a curated record. The coding region runs from base 73 to 570 and encodes 165 amino acids. The transcript has 3 exons.